Messenger RNA from Eurytemora carolleeae, 1250 nucleotides. Its product is annotated as zinc finger and BTB domain-containing protein 17. Gene Ontology annotation, molecular function: DNA-binding transcription factor activity, RNA polymerase II-specific; RNA polymerase II transcription regulatory region sequence-specific DNA binding. Bases 93 to 1250 code for a protein of 385 amino acids. Gene Ontology annotation, cellular component: nucleus. Gene Ontology annotation, biological process: regulation of transcription by RNA polymerase II. The record is from RefSeq and is a predicted model, not a curated record. Lineage: Eukaryota; Metazoa; Arthropoda; Copepoda; Calanoida; Temoridae. The transcript has 13 exons.
UGUAGCAAUGAGUCCCAGAUUUUCAACAAAGAGCGUUCAUCUGAAAUUUAAACAAAUUCUAUCGAAAUUCGAAAUUUAAGUUCAAGAUAAGUAUGUAUGUUCCCGAUCCUGGUCUAAUGUCUAAAAUACAAACUCUGCUCUCUGUUGGAGACUCUUUCAUGGACACACAGAUCUCUUGCUCUGACGGACCUAUAUUUUGGAACUCGCUUCUUCUCGCGGCAUCAAGUAAAUAUCUUAAGGAAAUGUUGGCCGGUUCUGAUGCUUCAGAUGAUCUUGUUCUAAUCCUUCCAAAUUUCUCAAGAAAUUUAGUUUUCCAGAGUUUGCGUAAGUUGGUAGAACUUGGAACUCUAGAGUUUACGACGAGAGAGAAGGAGUUGCUUCAUAUUCUAGGGGUUGUACAUAAGGAUGAUUUCCGGUCUAAAGGAAAAGUUGUUCAAAUCCUUAGUUCUUCUAAUUUUCACAAUCCACAUUACAGACCUGUACUUGUGUCGGAAGGAGAUGAUGAGGAUGAUGAGAACGAUGUUGACAUUAUCUUUGAAAAUGACUCUGAUGGGAGUGAGAGCAGAGAUGAGUUGGACGGAAAGGAUGAUGAGGUUGAAAUGACUGAUGAUGAAGAUGAGGUUCGAAUUACUGCUGAGGAUGAUGAGAAUGAAAAUAAUACAUAUUUAAACUGGGAAGUAUCUAAACUAGAUGAUGAUGAUCCUAAUAUGACCAUAGAUUCCUUGAGCUCUUAUUACGAUGGAAUAACAGAGAAAGAAAAGCCUGAAGAAGAAACGAAAAAUGUGGAAGCAACGAAGAAAGAAGUUAAGACAAAAACAAACACCUGCAGAGGUUGUAAUAAAAGGUUUGAUAAUUCUGAAUAUAAGGAACACAUUGCUAAGUUUCCGGAGCAUGCUAACAGCAAACUGAAACCUAGAUCUGAACUAGUGUGCAGGCUUUGCAAUAUUGACUUCAAAAUCAAAGGGCUAACUGCUUUCCGUGAGCAUGUGACGAAGCACAGGAACAUGGAUGGAGAUUUCUCAUGCAAGGAGUGCGGGAAGAAAACAAACAAAUGGGGACACCUCAUGCAGCACAUGUACCGUCAUGGAUGGAAAAGACCGUUUAACUGUGACCUCUGUAACUACUCAACAAUAAAUAAAUCCAACCUUGUGAACCAUAUCAAUAUUAAACAUGAAAAACCGGACUCCAGGGACUUCAUCUGCCCACAAUGCGACAAACAGUUUAAGAGCUCGAAUAUAUUCCUAGUAUAA